This is a messenger RNA of Drosophila sechellia, 1004 nucleotides long. Its product is annotated as sperm flagellar protein 1. Gene Ontology annotation, biological process: regulation of cytoskeleton organization. Gene Ontology annotation, molecular function: microtubule binding. Bases 104 to 868 code for a protein of 254 amino acids. The transcript has 2 exons. The record is from RefSeq and is a predicted model, not a curated record. Gene Ontology annotation, cellular component: axoneme. Lineage: Eukaryota; Metazoa; Arthropoda; Insecta; Diptera; Drosophilidae.
UCAUAUUUUGUGAGCAUCGGUAAAGAAAAUGGCUACAGCGAAACAAUUAAAUUGAAUCAGUUUUUGUACAUUUCGAUGCGUCUAAAAGUGCCAACAAUUUAGGAUGCAUACCGUGAGUGGCAAGAACCUGAGCCGCGAAGAGUUGGAGGAAGUAAGCAAAUGGCUGCAACAAAAUAAUAUCAGCACUCAUAGAUUGCGCCGCGAGUUUUCCGAUGUUUUGCCGCUGGCCGAAAUAUUCAAACGCGACUAUCCGCGCUUGGUGGAUCUCUUCAAUUAUCCGAAGAAGAGUAGUGUUCAGCUCAAGUUGGCCAAUUGGGAGACAUUCAACUUCAGAGUGUUGUCCAAGUUAAAUAUGACGUUGACCAAAGAUUUUAUGGAGCAAAUGGCAAAUGGUGUUAGUGGUGCCGCCGAGGUCUUGUUGCAUGAAGUGAUACGAUUGGAGAAACGACAACGCCUUGCAGAACAACGAAAUGCGGCAUUGCGGCAGGAAAAACUUUGGGAGGAAAAUGAUGAGGUGAAAACUGUUGUGGUUAACAAACAGGUGGGCGAUGGCAUAGUUCAGGUGCCGCAGAAAAUGAUCCUAUAUUCGCUGUACGAGAAAGUGGAACGUGAUAGUCAUGCAAAGGAUGCUAUUAUCGAUGCCUAUCAACAGCGAAUGACCCACAUGGAGAGUAUUAUUAAAUUGAAAACGGAACGGAUCGACGAACUUCUAAUGCAGAUGGGAAAACAACCUCAAAAGAGAGCUACUAGCAGCGCCACCAAUUCUUUUUUAGCUUACGAUGGAAAUAACUCCCUAAUUCAGAACCAUAUAAGUCCUACUCAAGCAUCAUCGCCUGCCCCUCUGGACGCGGACGGGUUCAACUCCUAAUGGCAAUCUUGGAUUUACUAUUAUAAAGUUAUUUAUUGUUAGAUUGUGAAACUAAAUUACCGAUUAUCGGUUAAAUAGAUUACGAAAUAGACACAGUCUUGGCAAAUCAAUGACAAUAAAUUUAUAUAAUUGGUAA